Hydractinia symbiolongicarpus is the source of this 2963-nucleotide messenger RNA. RefSeq lists its product as uncharacterized. The transcript has a single exon. The record is from RefSeq and is a predicted model, not a curated record. Bases 306 to 1496 code for a protein of 396 amino acids. Lineage: Eukaryota; Metazoa; Cnidaria; Hydrozoa; Anthoathecata; Hydractiniidae.
AAUAUCCUAAGCUAAAAACCUUUAUACAAAAUAUCUACAAUAAAAUAAUUAAUUGAUUUAAUUAAAAUGUUCUACCCAAGGGAAUACAAGUAAAAAUCAUGGACAAGCGAAACAAAAGAAAGAAAAUGUGCAAAAUCACCAUGUGUAAAAAUAAAAUAAAAGAAACAAAAACUAAUUGCCCACGGGAAUAGAGAAUUAAAAACAGGCGGUUGUGUAAAUAAAGCUAUGUAACUCCAUUCCUAAAUAACAAAAGUGAUUUGAUUUCUUUUUGAUCAUUCAACCUUUUUCUCUUUCAAUUUUUACCAAUGCAUAGACGCUGGAAAAGCUUACUUGCUUAUUUUGUUUGCUUCGGAUGUUUUGCAAUAAUGACAUUUUUAACGGAAGAAAAUAACAGAACCUCGAUAAAAAUGACUGGCAUGGUGCUUGAUAACAAAAAAUUACCAAACUUUGAAAAAAUCAGAAGUUUUGGUGGCCACACUAAGAAAGUAUCUUUGAAUGCGCUCACAACUACAACAAUAUCCAGUGGCAAACGAAAAUGGAAGCAAGCUAUGAGAUGGAAUUACAAAUUAAAAAAUUCAACCACAUCUUUAUUUCGGUCAAUAGAAAGAACAGAUAAAAUAAUUAUCGAGCAACCUUUAAAAGCUGGUUUAUGGACCUUUAAUGACAAAAAAGUAGUUAAAAACUACGCUGAACAGGACCGAAGAAUUUUGUGUGAAAAAUGGAUGUACGAUCCAGCAGAGAUGACGUUACGAUAUAGCAAAGAAACUCAUGUUACGCAUGAUUCGUGUCCAUUUCCCUACAACGAGACAAUUAAGAAAAUAGUAUCCAGCCGAGGUAAAGUUAUGUUUAAAGGUUGCACUCAACAAACACUGAAAUGUAGAGAAAGUGCACAUUAUGACACAGAAAGAAAGAUGCGUAUAAAUACGCCUCCGUGCUGCAGACAACAUUUGUUGCAAAUGUUAAAUCACACAACCCAUCUUCUUAGAAAACACAACGUCACGCAUAUGUUAGUGUAUGGAGGCAUAAUUGGAUGGUAUCGGUAUAAAAAUAUUGUUCCUUACGAUGUCGACUUGGAUAUUUUAGUAGAUUCGAAGCAGUGGAAAUCUCCUACAAUGAAAAUAAUCUAUGUUUCAUUACGUGAAAAAUACGGAUAUUUAAUAAAAAGACAGAGACGAAAAAAACAGAAAAUUAUGUUUAGUGCGGUUAAUAAUCUCAAUAUAGAUCUAUGGCCGUAUUUCGUUAAGAACUCUGGCAAGGAGGCUGGUAAAGAAGGAUUUGAUGCGGAUAAUCGUACCAUUAUUUGGACAGACGAAGCUACUAUGAAAACGGACCUUUAUGAAGAUAUCAUCCCACCAAGAUUAGAUAGUUUUGCUGGUUUCCCGAUGUUUAUUCCGAAAAAUCCGGUAAAUCAUUUGAAUCGCCAGUAUGGAAAAAACAAUUGGAGGAGAGAAUUGAAAUGUAGUGAAAAAAAUUCUGACGGAAAUUGCUUAAAAUAAGUGCUAAAUUUUCAUUACUUUUGGACAAUUCUAAAAUUAAAUUCACGCGACACUACAUAGCCGUCGUGGGUUUUUCGCUGGUUUGAUACAGCAUAAGUUUCGCUAGCAAAAAGACUUAACUCUAACAGACAAGUAUUUUUAGUAGACUUCUUUUAACCCACAUAUCGACUUUGUUUGUUUUCGUCAAUUUUAAAGGCCGUAUCUUACUAGAGAAAUUUUCGUCAAAAAAAGUGACAAAAAAUGACAAAAAUUUUCCCUGACGAGAAAUUUUACGCGAUGGAUGGCGGAGUUUUUUUUAAUCGGUCAACACCUAGGCAAGAAUUUAUGAUAUCUACAACACAAAAGUAAAUUCAAAACCAAAUAAUUCCUUGUGUCAAAUGUGAUGGUAACCUAACAAAAAAGGUAUAUAUAUAUUUUUUGCUGAUAAAAAUAUUCGCCCACUAACAAAAGGGUGACAAAAUCUUUCAUAAGACGGGAAGGUUUUAUCACGCUUUUUUUAUAAGAACCAGUGAAAUGUGAAUACAUUAUUGCAUUUGUUCUUAUAUUUUGUACUUACCUUAGAAAGACAUAAAAAGUGUUUUUAAUUCAGAAAAAUCGUCUGAGAAUGUCGAUAGAAAUUAAUAAUAUCGCAAUAAUUUAUGCUGAAAUAAUUAUUGUACGUAAUAAUUUUCCUCCUUAAGGUAAUAGAAAACAAAACUCCGGAAUUCAGCCUCAUUCUGUUCUUAUCUAUGAUUUUUCCCUUAAAUUUAAUGCUUACUUUUAAAAUUUGUUUUUAGGCCGGAGAACCACGUAUGUAAUAUGGGAGCCAAACAUAUAUGUUUAUACCCAUUAAACACACUGAAACCUUAAAACUGAGAUUUGAUAACAAAAAUUUAUUCAUUUAUCAAUAAAAUUUUGAAAAAAAUAUUAAGUUUCAUUUGUUUAUCAGCUACCACAACAGGCUUAGAUUUUAUGUCUUUUUUUAAUGAAAACAGAUACCCUCUCAAUCCUGUUAAAUUCUUGUAAACACGAAGUCAUCCUGGCAAUAAAUUUGGUUAAAAGAGGUAGUUGAGGCUUACGUGAAACCGAUAAGCCAUAAAUUUGAAGUGUACCAGUACUUUAGAAAAAAUUAUGGUCUGUGGCAAAACACGUUUUUUUAAAAAAAUUUUUUGUUAAAUUCAACAUGGCCACUAUAGAAUUUCACCUAGCCUUGAUAGGAAAAACGUUCUACUUGUUCAAAGAACUUCAGAAAAUUAGUUUUUUUUUGCAUAAAAAAAGUUGGGGAACAAAAUUUUGUCCCACACUUAGCUAUUUUUUUGAUACCUGUUUUUGGUAUGUCGAUGUUGAUUUAUUGUGCGCGAAAACGAUAUGGAAAGUGUAUCUACUUAUUUGUCGAAACUGUUUUGCGCCCGCAACGUGCUCAAGCAACCAGCGCAUGCGCAGUCUUACUUUCCGCGCUGAAACAGCCGUGUGAUCUCAUACAGAGCA